AACACUUAUAAAAUAUGAGAAAAUCAAUGGUUUUUUAAUUAUUUCUUUCUGAAGCUCAGCUACUGCAACUUAAUUUUUUUAAUGUUUGAUAUUUUAAAUUUUUUCCAAACCAAAGCGAUUUGUUUCAGAGAUAACUGAUAAAACAUUGUUUUAUAAAUUUUGUUGUUGAAAUUAGGGUUUUCAACAAAAACUUUUAAAUCAAAUGAUAUUUUGUAAACAUGGACCAUUUAACCAAGUUAAGUCUCAUUUGCCGAAUUUGUGGAGAACAUACAACAAAAGACUCAGUUGAUGUGUGUAAAUAUUCUGAAAGAAUUGGAAAUACUUUUUAUAUAAACACCACCAUAGACAAUAAAAAUAUUCACCCACAAAAAAUGUGUAGGAGGUGCUAUAUCAUUAUGAGGAACAUUGAAAAAGGUUCUAGCACAAGUCUUAAAGUAGUAAAAUGGCCAUCACCAUGUCCAGACAAGUGUUCCUGUUUCUCCAAAGUUUCUGGAAGGAAAGUUAAAAAAUGUAAAGCUGGUCGGUUAUGUAUAAUAGAACAAAAUCAGAAGAGAUGGACCAGGCCAAUCAUUAAUAACUUAAUUGCUAGUAUACCAAAACAAACAUUGCGUUUAAAUGCAAUUGAUAUUGAUCCUGUAGCAAAUCCCCAUUUAGACUUAUGUAUAUGCCAGUUAUGCAACAACAUUAUGUGUAAGCCACUAAUGUUAAAAGAGUGUCAGUAUUCUUUUUGCUCAGAGUGUUUAUUCAGAGAGAUUGAAGGAAAGCUGGAAACAGAAGCAAAAUGCUUUAUUUGUAAUCAACACAUUCCAUUAUAUACAAUUUUAAAUUCUGUUAAUGUAACACUAUUGAUAGAGCACAUUCUUUUAGGUUGCAAUAAGAAAUGUAAAUUAAAAUUUGCAGUUAAAGACAAUGACCUUAAAAAAUUACACGAAGAAAUUUGUAUUGGUGAACAGCUAUUACCAACUAUGAUUUGCAAAAAAAUUCAUGAUGGACUUGAUACAACUCUAGCUGAUGUAUUUUUAUUAAAAGAAAAUGAUACUAUACCACGGAUUGUAGAAGAUGCUGCGUUACAUGUUAUAAAGCAAAAGCUAGUUACCUCUGAAUCAAAUUUGUUUGCAUUUCCUUCCGGAGGACCAAGGCCUUUACAUUUUACUUCCAACUCAAUAGCAUAUAAAGAGAGCUCAGAUGUUAGUAAAAGGACAAUUAAGAAAAGACAAAAAGCCGUUAUAAAUUCUUUAAAUGUGAUCUCUGGUAUGUCCAGCACAUCACAACUUCAGCAAACUUCUGCUAUUUUGAAUUCAUUUGAAGUAAAAGAUCAAGUAAAAAUAUUGAAGAUGUCAGACAUAUCUUUAUCAGUUAUAAGUGCUGAAGAAAUGAUUAGUAUGAAAGCUCAUAUGGGAAUAACAUAUUCAAACAUGAAGAUACUUGCAAGAUGGCUCAAAACCAAAGAUAUAGAAUGUGCAUCAAAUAAAAAGCAACGGAAAGUAGCUAAAUCCUGGUCUGGAGAGGAUUGGGUAGUUUGUAAUGCUCCUUUUAACUUUCUUUUAAAAGACUCCAGUGAUUCAUUUGAAGUAAAAAAUGCUCCUUGGGGAUACAUUAAAGAUCUUCCAUUACAUAUAAUAAACAAACUCAACCUUCUGAAAAGCAAAAAUUUGCUAAAGCAUUCCAAUAUAAAAAAUGACGAAAUUCACAUCAAAAUUGAUGGUGACUAUGGCGGUGGAUCUUUUAAGAUGUGUUAUCAAAUUGUGAAUGUUGAUAAGCCGAAUUCCAGAAGAAACACAAAUAUUUUUAGUAUUUUUGAAGCAAAAGGAUACAAACCAAACCUUAUUGUGGGUCUCUCAAUGUUCACACAACAAAUUAAUCAAUUGCAGUCAUUGUGUUGGAAUGAGAAAAAAAUAAGAGUAUUUAUCUUUGGUGAUUACGAGUUUUUAUGUUCAGGAUAUGGAAUUACUGGUGCAAAUGGUUGACAUGCUUGCUUGUUUUGUCAUAUAACUCGUGCAGGUAUGAAAAAGUCAGAUAUUCAACAAAACACAGUCCUUGUUCCAAUCGCACGCUGGAAACACUUGAUACAGAUCUCCAAAAAUUCAUUCAAAAAGGUCGAAU
Molecule: messenger RNA, 2103 nt
Organism: Hydra vulgaris (swiftwater hydra)
Lineage: Eukaryota; Metazoa; Cnidaria; Hydrozoa; Anthoathecata; Hydridae
Source: RefSeq, a predicted model, not a curated record